AUGCGUUAUCAUGCUAUGUUUGGCAGACCAUGGUGCUUGUAUAUUUUAUACUCUCUAUGUGUACUUUUCUUGGCUGUUUUGACAAAUGCGUCUUCAGUAGAGGAUACUGAGGGGGUUUGGCAUUCACCAUCGGCGGUGAUAAAACCAACUGAAGGAGGGGCUCGUAUGCUGCAUGAAGAGAAUGGGGGACCGGAUAACAACGGAGAGACUGGGCGUCUAAAAGGGGAAUUUGCUCGUCUCCGAAAACUGACUGAAGGCCACGUAACAGAAGCUGAAGCAAAGGAGGAAGCGGCGAAGAGGCAUCAAGCGGAGGAGGAAGCGACGAAGAGGCAUCAAGCGGAGGAGGAAGCGACGAAGAGGCAUCAAGCGGAGGAGGAAGCGACGAAGAGGCAUCAAGCGGAGGAAGAAGCGACGAAGAGGCAUCAAGCGGAGGAGGAAGAGGAGAAGAGGCAUCAAGCGGAGGAGGAAGCGGCGAAGAGGCAUCAAGCGGAGGAGGAAGCGGAGAAGAGGCAUCAAGCGGAGGAGGAAGCGACGAAGAGGCGCCAAGCGGAGGAGGAAGCGGAGAAGAGGCAUCACGCGGAGGAGGAAGCGGAGAAGAGGCGCCAAGCGGAGGAGGAAGCGACGAAGAGGCGCCAAGCGGAGGAGGAAGCGGAGAAGAGGCAUCAAGCGGAGGAGGAAGCGGAGAAGAGGCGCCAAGCGGAGGAGGAAGCGGAGAAGAGGCGCCAAGCGGAGGAAGAAGCGGAGAAGAGGCGCCAAGCGGAGGAGGAAGCGGAGAAGAGGCGCCAAGCGGAGGAGGAAGCGACGAAGAGGCGCCAAGCGGAGGAGGAAGCGGAGAAGAGGCAUCAAGCGGAGGAGGAAGCGGAGAAGAGGCAUCAAGCGGAGGAGGAAGCGGAGAAGAGGCAUCAAGCGGAGGAGGAAGCGGAGAAGAGGCGCCAAGCGGAGGAGGAAGCGACGAAGAGGCGCCAAGCGGAGGAGGAAGCGGAGAAGAGGCGCCAAGCGGAGGAGGAAGCGGAGAAGAGGCGCCAAGCGGAGGAGGAAGCGGAGAAGAGGCAUCACGCGGAGGAAGAAGCGACGAAGAGGCAUCAAGCGGAGGAAGAAGCGACGAAGAGGCGCCAAGCGGAGGAGGAAGCGGAGAAGAGGCAUCACGCGGAGGAAGAAGCGACGAAGAGGCGCCAAGCGGAGGAGGAAGCGGAGAAGAGGCAUCACGCGGAGGAGGAAGCGACGAAGAGGCGCCAAGCGGAGGAGGAAGCGGAGAAGAGGCAUCACGCGGAGGAAGAAGCGACGAAGAGGCGCCAAGCGGAGGAGGAAGCGGAGAAGAGGCAUCACGCGGAGGAAGAAGCGACGAAGAGGCGCCAAGCGGAGGAGGAAGCGGAGAAGAGGCAUCACGCGGAGGAAGAAGCGACGAAGAGGCGCCAAGCGGAGGAGGAAGCGGAGAAGAGGCAUCACGCGGAGGAAGAAGCGACGAAGAGGCAUCAAGCGGAGGAAGAAGCGACGAAGAGGCGCCAAGCGGAGGAGGAAGCGGCGAAGAGGCGCCAAGCGGAGGAAGAAGCGGAGAAGAGGCAUCAAUCAGAGAAGGACACGCAAAAUUCGCUGAAAAGGUAUAAUUCCAGGGGAAACAAGGGACUAGAGUUUCUGAGGAUCUUGGUUUUUCAGACAGAUGAGUUGGAAAGUUCCGUGAAUGCAGCCACGGAAGAAAUCAACAAAUUCUGUUUUUUGGCAGGGACGAUAUCCACCAGCUGCCAUGAAGCCCUUUCAGAUCUUCAUGCUGCCACGUCAAGAUUGGCUGUUGCCGUCAACACUCUGGGCAAGAACUCGGAUAUUGAAGACGAGCCGCCUCGCGGAUCCGAAAGGAAGAGCAACAAAAAUGGGCAAGAGGGUAGUAGACCGUUUUUUGGGAGUCAACCGCACGGUGAAGAGGAGGCGAUUCCCGCUGAAAUUUGGGGAGUAUGGAAUUGGGUUGGAGCCCUGCUUCUUAUAGUCUUGGCAAGUGUGAUCAAUAGGAUGCGGGAGGCUCCAAAAUGGAAGAGGGAGGAGGAUAAAAUAAAAUUUCAUGGCAAAAAUGGGGAGAAGGAGGAUCAGCGCGGGAGCCAUUGCAGCAUUGGCAGUGAAAAGCCUGAAAAUGGAUUGCCCCUCAACAGUGUGCUAUCCCAAGGGGCGAACAGAAACACUGCCCCAGGACUUGUGCGCCGCCCACCAGUCGUCAAAAGUGAAGUCAAGACUUCUUUUCCUGCUCCACCGAAACAACCUUUUGUUAGACCAUUUUUGCCAGAUCCAGGGGAGGAAAGUGCGUUGCAAGUUGGGGGAACGCCAAAGCAGCAUGGAGUUACGGGACCUGUCCCUUUCAGGCCGCCGCAACCAGUCUGGUUAAAUCAGAAUGGCCCGUCACCUAGUGGACCAUCGAGUGAUCUUUGCCAUAGUUUAUUGGUUGCUGAAAAUUCUGUUGCGGCCGAGAAGGCAAAGGAAGAUAGUGCAGCAUCCUUAGGCGAACUUCGAAAUCCAUUUCUCCAAAGGUGGUCAUGA
Trypanosoma cruzi is the source of this 2520-nucleotide messenger RNA. RefSeq lists its product as uncharacterized. The coding region runs from base 1 to 2520 and encodes 839 amino acids. The record is from RefSeq and is a predicted model, not a curated record. The transcript has a single exon. Lineage: Eukaryota; Euglenozoa; Kinetoplastea; Trypanosomatida; Trypanosomatidae.